AGUCGAAGCUUAAAUCUGUUAAAGGUGCUCAUUGUUACACUGGCACCCCGUCAACACGAAAGAAGCUCAUUGAUCAGGGCAAAAGAGGAAAUCCUGACAAGAUGACGAACAGCAACAGAGCUCCACCGUUGAGGGAGCUGAAGAGCGUCCGUCAGUUGAAGAGACCAGGUCUAGCUGGGACACCGAGGUCUAAAUCUGCCGUGGACUUCAUCACCUACAAAGACAUGUUUCAGGAGAUACAGAGUGGGGAUGAAGGACCGGCCAUCUACGAGAUGUUUGCUGGUCCGAUCUAUGAUAACCUACGAGUUUCCAGCACCAGUGGGAAAGUAAAGGACAGACAAGUGCAGUCUGCUCCGCCGAGGAAGACACAACAGUGCCAUAAAGUCAAACACAGACCAUUGAAACAAGCACAGAGGAGAAGUCUGGGGGAGAGUGUAGUGGUUUCAGCUAAAAGUAAACAAAAACUUGCGUCCUCCAGGGUUAAAACUCACAAACCUGUACCAAGGAAAGGCACACACAAAAUCAAGGAUAUGCCUAAAUCAGAUGGGCACGCAGAGGCUGAGUUAGCUCUCUCUAAGGAUGUUGACAUUUGUCAUACAACGGCUCAAGAUACUAUCUUAUCUACCAUAGAGGAGGAUCUUUCUAGAUAUGGGUCUGAAACAAUCAAAUCUCAUGACAAAACACUGACUACGCCAGCAGGUUCAUCUCAUGCUGAGGAUUAUAGUUACCUGCACAUGAAUAUGCAAGAAAUUGGAAACCCAAACCGACCGUUUCCUGAGCCUGUGUUAUCUCAAAGCCCCGAACAGCUAAAGGUUAAUACAUGGGCGUCUUCAAGCAGCAACCACACCACCAUGUCACCAGUUUACCGGAAGUUUCUGGAUGAGGUGGGGGACGGGCCGCUUACAGAUGACCUGCUGCAAUGUCUGGCCGAGGAGCUGAUCUCACUGGAUGAGAGGGAUGUAUCCGUAGGCUCCGAAAACAUGGAGUCCAACAGAGAAGACGAGCGAGUGUCAGGAAGAAAUAAAAUCCCUGAGGUUAAUUCAAAAGACGGUGCUGUUCUGCUUGGCUCUGGGUUGGUUGUGGACGACGCCAUCACGUGGACAAAGGGUGAAGUGCUCGGCAGGGGAGCCUAUGGGACAGUGUACUGUGGCCUGACCAGCCAGGGCCAGCUGAUAGCUGUGAAGCAGGUGAGACUGGAUGCCUCUGACCCCGACGAUGCAAAGAGGGAGUACAGUCGUCUGCAGGGGGAGGUGGAGCUGCUCAAAACCCUCAGACACACCAACAUUGUGGGCUUCCUGGGUACCUCACUUUAUCAGCAUGUGGUUUCCAUUUUCAUGGAAUACGUCCCAGGAGGAUCCAUCGCCAGCAUCCUUCACAGGUUUGGCCCUCUGCCAGAGCGUGUCCUGGCUCUUUACACCCAUCAGAUCCUGAAAGGGGUGGCCUUCCUUCACCUGAACAGAGUGAUUCAUCGGGACUUGAAGGGAAACAACGUCAUGCUGAUGCCCACUGGCGUCAUCAAGCUCAUAGACUUUGGCUGUGCGCGCCGUCUCAGCUGCCUGAACCACACUGCCAGCAACAGUGGCGAUCUGCUCAAGUCUGUCCACGGCACACCUUACUGGAUGGCACCAGAGGUUAUCAAUGAGACAGGAUAUGGCAGGAAGUCAGAUAUAUGGAGUGUGGGUUGCACUGUGUUUGAGAUGGCCACAGGGAAACCACCACUGGCACACAUGGACAAGAUGGCUGCCUUGUUCUACAUUGGGGCUCAAAGAGGGUUGAUGCCCUCCUUACCAGAUGGGUUUUCAGAAAACGCCAAGAAUUUUGUGGCAAUCAGCUUGACAAGUGACCAGAGACUACGGCCAUCUGCAGACCAGCUGCUGAAGCAUGUAUUCAUUCCUCAAAGUGACACUGAAGAGAACUCUUGGGAAACACAGAAAAAGAACUGCUGUGGUCACCCAGAGGGACUGUGUGGCUAAGCUACACAAAGACAGAAUGCUUUUGAGUUCAAGGGGACAUUUAAUGCGCCAGAUUGUUGAUUCAAAACAUUAAGUACUCUUCAGUGACCCUUUAAGGCAGUGGUUCCCAACCUGGCGUCCGGGCACCCCUCAGGGGGCGGCAAAGAACACAGGGGGACGCAUGUCUUUAUCUGGUUUGAGGUUGAGGUAAAAAAA
Perca flavescens (yellow perch) is the source of this 2168-nucleotide messenger RNA. It is a transcript of the gene map3k19, whose product is annotated as mitogen-activated protein kinase kinase kinase 19. The coding region runs from base 102 to 1973 and encodes 623 amino acids. Lineage: Eukaryota; Metazoa; Chordata; Actinopteri; Perciformes; Percidae. Gene Ontology annotation, molecular function: protein kinase activity; ATP binding. Gene Ontology annotation, biological process: protein phosphorylation. The transcript has 6 exons. The record is from RefSeq and is a predicted model, not a curated record.